UGAUUCAUACGGUUGAAAACAUGUCACUUCCGCAAAGCGGAUGAAUUCCAUUUGGUCACGUGUUACGUAUGAAACUACUACCCUGAGAUAGUAAAACCGGUGUCGUGGCAGAAGGUUUUAUAUAUCCAUAAUGAAAUUUAUAAAUAAAUAUCUCUGUCUUGUUACGAUAUUCGGACUAGCGAAUGCUGGAGGACCCACACUCGUUUUGCUCGACAAUUUAGCAAUAAAAGAAACACAUUCCAUAUUUUUCAAGACUUUACAGGAUAGCGGAUACACAUUAACAUUUAAAUUAGCAGAUGAUGCUAAUCUUCAGCUUUCCAAGUAUGGAGAAUUUUUAUAUCAGCAUUUAAUAAUAUUUGCUCCCUUUGUGGAAGAAUUUGGUGGAGCAUUAAGUAUUGAAGCUAUAACAGAUUUCAUUGAUGGUGGUGGUAAUGUUUUGGUUGCUGGCUCAUCUCAGUCAGGAGAUGCUCUUCACGAACUAGCUUCAGAAUGUGGUUUUGAAAUUGAUGAGGAAGGUUCUGCAGUUAUUGACCAUUUAAAUUAUGAUGUUUCUGAUAAUGGUUAUCAUACCAAAAUAGUAGCAGAUCCUAUCAAUCUGAUAGAUGCUCCAGCAAUUGUUGGAAGCAAAAAUGUGCAACCUUUAUUAUAUCAGGGAACUGGUUUGAUUGCAGAUACAGAAAAUCCAUUAAUUUUACGUUUGUUAACAGCAUCUAGUUCAGCAUACUCUUAUAAUCCACAAAAUCCUAUAAAAGAAUAUCCCCAUGCAGUAGGUAAAAAUACAUUACUAAUUGCAGCUCUGCAAGCUAGAAACAAUGCCAGAGUAGUGUUCUCUGGUUCAUUGUAUUUUUUUAGUGAUGAAGCAUUCACUAGUCCUAUCCAAAAAGCUCAAGGUGGGCAGAAAAAUGAGAAAUCUGGAAAUGAAGUCGUGGCAACAAUGAUUGCUCGCUGGGUGUUUAAGGAGAAUGGUGUUAUUCGUGUUUCAAGUGUACAUCACCACAGAGUGGGAGAAUCAAAACCUCCAGCAGCUUAUACCAUCAUGGACGAUGUAGUUUAUUCUAUCACUGUUCAAAAGUUAACAGGAGACAAAUGGAUUCCUUAUGAUACCAAUGAUUUACAAUUAGAAUUCGUUAGAAUAGAUCCUUUUGUUCGUAUAACUAUGAAACCUGUAGGAAAUGGUCAAUAUGAAGCGAGGUUUAAGAUUCCUGACGUUUAUGGGGUCUACCAGUUUAAAGUAGACUAUACUCGCAUUGGUUUGACACAUUUGUAUAGCACUACACAAGUAUCUGUGCGUCCUCUACAACACACUCAGUAUGAACGCUUUAUACCCAGUGCAUUUCCUUAUUAUAUAAGUGCAUUCUCAAUGAUGGGUGGGGUGUUUUUAUUCUCUUUAGUGUUCCUACAUUAUAAAGAAGACACAAAACUGAAAUCUGAAUAAAUAUAUCAUUAAUAAGACUAAAGGGAACAGGAAGAAGCUUAAUCAGAUUUAUUAACAAAGUAUAUGUACGUUGUAUAUUUGAGUAUAUAACAAUAGAUUUAUAUUUAUUUAAUGAAAUAUCAAAAAUCGAAUGAAACGAAAUGGUAAAA
Molecule: messenger RNA, 1584 nt
Organism: Eufriesea mexicana
Lineage: Eukaryota; Metazoa; Arthropoda; Insecta; Hymenoptera; Apidae
Gene: Ost48
Product: dolichyl-diphosphooligosaccharide--protein glycosyltransferase non-catalytic subunit Ost48
Exons: 3
Coding region: 131-1435 (434 amino acids)
Cellular component (GO): endoplasmic reticulum membrane; oligosaccharyltransferase complex
Source: RefSeq, a predicted model, not a curated record